This is a messenger RNA of Stereum hirsutum FP-91666 SS1, 1425 nucleotides long. RefSeq names its product cytochrome P450. NCBI's taxonomy places the organism in Eukaryota, Fungi, Basidiomycota, Agaricomycetes, Russulales, Stereaceae. The transcript has 16 exons. The record is from RefSeq and is a predicted model, not a curated record. The coding region runs from base 1 to 1425 and encodes 474 amino acids. Gene Ontology annotation, molecular function: monooxygenase activity; heme binding; iron ion binding.
AUGUUUCCUCUUCCCGUUACGAACUGGACCGUAGUUCACGCUGCAUUGCUCAUUUCAAUCGUGCUCGUAUACCGCAGGCUUUUUGUACGACGGAAAUCUCCUCUUGAUCCGUUGCCUUAUCCAGACGAAGAACCAGAGUGGAUAUGGGGCCACGAAAAACGGGUUUAUGACAGCCCUCCAGGGCAAGCGUAUUUACGGUGGAUGAAGAGCGUUGGGCAUACUUAUCGCAUUUGUGCUGCCCUUGGUGCCCCGGACGUUCUGGUUCUUGGUGAUACGCUCGCCAUUUCUUAUAUUCUACAAGAGAAAAUUUACGACUACCGGCUCAAACCGUUAAAGACAUGGAAGGCGAAAUAUUUCAAGCAAUGUCUACGGCUAGUCUUAAUAGUCUUAGAUGAUCUAUCACAAGCAGUCGAGGACUCGGAUGGUGAAAUGGGCGUAAACAUAUUGUCAUGGACGAAUCGAAUGACCUUGAAUGCAAUCGGACGCGUCCGUGAUUCCCAGGCAUUCUUGUACGAUUUCGAAUCCGGGAAGAGUCGCGAGGCACAGCUUAUACUGGACACAAGGCGCAGGUCGCUGACCGGUAUUGCUCGAUACGCAUCGUUCUUAACCCUCAUGAUGCUCAGGCGGUUCCCUGCCCUCAAUAGCCUUCCUGUACCCGCCCUUCAGGCGCAAAGCCUAGUUACGGCAACCAUAAAGUCUGUCGUAGCCAAGGAGAUCAUAGCGAGAAGUUCUUCAGCAUCUGAUCUCCGAACUCGAGGCAAGGACCUGCUAAGCCGACUCUUGGUAGCUCAUGAUGAGCAGCACCUUUCAGUCGAGGAGAUGUACGAGCACAUAUCAACGUUCUUAGUUUCUGGACAGGAAACUACGAGCCAAACCGUCGCGUUCUCCAUCUACGAGCUUUCGCGUCACCCAGAGAUCCAGCAGCGUCUAAGAGAAGAAUUGGACACGUCUUACCCGUCUUCCACAGGGAUGUCGCAGUCGCAGCAAUCUUAUCUGCAUGCCGUGCUUAAGGAAACACUAAGGAUGUAUCCCGCUCUUCUGUACAUGGAACGUGUUGCCACCAAAUCUGAUAGAAUUCCGCUUCAGACUCACAUCAGUCACGGUAAAGACCAGCCGCUACAGGACAUUCAUGUUGAAAAGGGCCAGACCGUCAUCAUCCCAAUUAUAUCUCUCCACCGCUCCGACGCUAUCUGGGGCGAUGGAAAUGUCUUUCGUCCCGAGCGAUGGCUUGGGACUUUACCUGAUGAGGCGCUGCGUCUUCCAGGAUGGUCUAACUUGCUUUCAUUCAGUGAUGGGCCCCGAUCAUGCCCUGGGAUGCGAAUGGCUCAUAUUGGGCUCUCUGGUCAAGAAAUAUCGCAUAGAAAGCAAGAACUCAGAGAUAGUUCUCAGGAUUUCAUCCAGUUUGCAGCCUUGGGUGAUAGAUGA